GGGUCUGCCCCCGUACGUGUCGCCUCCGCCCAUCCAGUGUGCCGUCCGUCCUCACGGUGGGGAAGGACACACACAUCACAUUCACGCACGGACAAGCACUGUCGCCACCAGCUGCGGACCGUUUCACGCUGCUGCGUGCGCCCCAUGGCGCAUCAAACGCUUUCCAACAGCGCGCACUGCGAGGUGGAAGCAGGUAGCUGCAAAUGACCCCCCCACGUACACCUCUCCACCUCCCUUGCUGCAUGUCACGGUGGUGGGGCUCCUCACGAAGACUUCUUCUUUUGUUGUUAUUUUUUUGUUACGGCGCUUUCACUGACAGUGGUGGAUCCGCACGCCAUGCGUCUUCUUCGGCGUCCAGCAGGAGUCUUUACUGAGCCCCUUUGAGUGCCUCCUGUGCUCCCAAAUAACUUUGUGUCUGGGGGUCUUUUUUUUUUUUUUUUUUUUUAAAGAGGGGCGGAGGGUGAGCGCCAGGAUGGGAGUUCGGAUGAGGGCAGCCCAGCAGAAACAGACGCUGCUGUGGAUCAUCGUGGUGACUCAGUGUGUGUCGGCACUGGGCUGCGGACUCCAUUACGAAUACGCCAUCGAGGAGUUCUGUUUGGCCAAAUUUCGACUAGACAUGCAGGAGCUGGACCAGGGAGACUGGUGCAGCUGGGAGGACACUGUCGAACUGUACGGCGAGCUGACAAACUGCACAUACCUGGUGGCGCUCAAGAUGGACUGCUUCUGGCCCAACCUCCUGGUGGACGACUUCUUCAUCCGCGUGCACAAGACGUACUUCCACAACUGCUCGCUGUCAGGGCGUCUGCUCAGGGACCCCCCCAACCGGAUCCUGGGCCCCUUCAUCGUGAUGCCUAUCCUGGUCACCCUCCUCAUGACUGCUCUGGUGGUGUGGAGGAGCAAGCGCAGCGAGGGCAUCGUGUAGUGGAGGAAAAGGAAGUUGAGAUUCCGUGGAACUGCUAAUACAAGGUCUCAUCUUUUCUUUAAAGUGAAAGGACGUAGACCUGACAUAACCUUGGACAUUAAAAACUCUUCUGUGAAUGAUGGAUGGAACCUCGUGACUACAACAAUCUAGCAGCUAUUUCAGUUUCAUUGAACACAACGCUAUUAUUCUUAUCUGAAUGCCAACAGGUGGGCACACAGGUUAGUUGUACCUUCUGCCAUCUAAUGGAGGAGAAUUUAACUGUUCUGCCUGCCACUGUCACUAUGUCACUGGCAUAGAGAGAUGAACAAAGAUACAUUAUUUUUAGUAAAUAAAAAGUAAAAUUGGAUCUUUUCCUGCAACACACUCGAUGAUCUCGCACAGCACAGUGGUUGGGAAUCACUGUUCCAGAUGAAAGCUGUAAAGGACAUUUACAACACUGUUCAGGGCAAUUACAGUUAAUCAUUCUUUCCCUUCAGAUACAUUUUCAGCACCAUGCAAUGAAAAGAUACAAUAUGGUUUCUGUUGGGGUAUGAGCCCUGACACCCCUGUGGAUUAAGAGGGGUAUGCGCUUACUGAUAAUCUGGCCGAAUUGGACCAUUUUUCACUCCCUUCCGAUCAAAGUCAGUGAAGGCCCAGUUGUCGGAUGUCACUACAAGAUUAUCCUGAUACUGAGGACGAUUAUCAUACAUAUAUAUAUAUAUAUGAUGAUGGUGAUUCUUUUGUGUUGAGGGGUGUGUCUGCUCAGAAAAUCUGAAGUCGGUACGGACUCAGAAAAUAAAAACAAAUGUUUGACUUGUCACUCGAGAGCUGCUGUUUACAUAUGACGACCCCCCCCCCCCCACCAUGGAGUCAAUGUCACAUUUAUCUGUCGCGAAUUGACGGCCACCUUGGGGUGCUACAAUCUUGCACCCCACUUUGGUCCUAUCUAUUGCAUUAAGUGGGGAGCUACUGUGCAUGUCAAACAUUUAACAAGAGUCAGUGGGUAAAGACAAGCGCCCCAGACCGGAAGUGCGUCACUAAUCGGACCACACACAUGAGCAAAUUAACUCAUCAUUACCGAUACAGUGUUCCCUCGCCACUUCGCGCUUCACAUUUUGCGGCUUCAGUGCUUCGUGGAUUUUUCCAAAAUAUUCAUCAAAAAUAAAAAUAAAUUCAUUCAAAAAUAAAAAUGAAAAAAUACAGCCAUAUCAGCAGCCAUAUUGCGGAAAGACGCGUUGUUUCAUGUUGAUGUACGAGAGAGAAGGUUUCCCUGCAUGCCAAACAGAGAUGAAUUGACUCAGAGGCUUUGUACAUGCCGCGGGCACUCAUACAAGGCGCGUGAUUGGUUCCCGGCGUGACAUCGACCAAUGAGAGCACAAGUGGAUUUAUCCCGUGAGCUGAUUGUCUGCGCAUCAUCGCCGCCUCACCCAGCAUCUUCCCUUGUUGUGUCUCGCCAGUCUCGUCCACGCUGUUGACUGUCUCGCAUACUGCAUCUUAGUGCUAUGUUUGUGAUAACUGCUUUUGUUUAAGCGAUAACUUUUUUUUGAUUAGGGAAGCCUUUACAAUGCCGCCUAAGCGCUGUGCCCCUGCGAAAGCUUCCUCCGGGGCGCCCAAGAGGAAGAAGAAGAUGAUGACCAUCAGCGAAAAAGUGAAACUUUUAGAUAUGAUCAAAGAGGGCAGAAGUUAUGCAUCUGUGGCACGCCAUUUUGGCGUGAAUGAAUCUCCAGUGCGGUACAUCAAGAAAGAGGAAGGAAACAUCCGCAAAACUGCUUCAAUAAGGAAGCGAAACGUGUGGUAACUCCGCGUAAUAAGAGACGGGGUUAUGUCCUUGUACAGGGGAAUUUUGAAGCAAAAGAAAAAACAAAGACAACAACUACCCAUCACCAUGUUUUUCUCCAAAGUAAAACCCCAGCUACACCAUCAGCGCCUCCAGCAGAAGAAUCUCCGAGUGAACCUGAAGCCUCUACGAGUCAAGUGAGAGCCUCUCCUCUGCCACCAACGCAAACCUCUUCGCCUCUCUCAGAAGGCAAUGUUGAGGAAUGUUAAUUACUGCAGAAGGUUUUAUAAUUCAAGAUUUAAGUAAAUACGUAUACUGUUGUAAUCUUUGUCUCAAAUAUGAAAAGUAUAAAUACUGUUUACAUAUUUUAAACUUUCUGGUACCCACAUACACAUACACGAAAAUUCCUACGGGGGGGGGGGCAAUCCUACUUCGCGGUUGUGGUCGGGGGUUGUGGUCCCCAUUAACUGCGAAAAACGAGGGAUCACUGUAUACUAUUUGUCCUGCUCAUCUAAAAAUAGUUUCAAAAUAUUUUUAUUUUACUAUCAAUACUUUCAUGAAUGUAUUUUUUUCUCUUCAAGGAAAAUGCGAUGACCCCCGUGCAUGGUGGGGUGGCACCGUGACGCCCCCUAUUGACCAGCGGCCACUGGUGUGUACCCCGCUUAAGUUUUCCCCAUGGGUAUUAUCCUACAUUAAGAAAACUAUCGUGUAGAAAGAAACACCAGCGGUCACACUAACAAUGUGUCUUUUAAGAGCAAACGGGAUCGACCAAUGUGUGAUUUGACUAACCCAAGUUAAAACUGUUCUUUCUAUUACACAGAGUUUGUAUUACACACGUCCAUGGUGUCCAACUGAAUUAUAGUUUUUGAACUGUUAAAAGAAUUCAAAGAAGAAAGCACAGUUCAAACCACAAAAAGAAUUGAAGCAACAGAUUAAGUUAGCCAACGCACUUCUCUGCUAAGCGCUGCCAAUGCCUAAAGCGAAGCUUUUCUAUCCUGUAUUGAUUUAUGAUGUCCCAGCGUGUUGGAGUGUGUUGUGUGAAUGGUCUCCAUAUUGAUAUUUUUGAAUGCUCUCUUUCCUCUUUAGGUUCAUUGAGCUGUAACCUGCCUGUCAGCAACAAACACACAGAACACACCCAUUCCUCCCUAACACGCUCUCACUUUGUACUUUGUGCCAAAAGCUCUUGGAGAAUAGAAGGCGCCUUUUGCAACAGAAAGAACGUCUGUAUGUUUUUCCCACAAAGUAUUUAAAUGUACCAUAUGAUCAAGAAGAAAACCUUUAAUAAAGUAUCUUAUUGGUGUUUUGGAA
This is a messenger RNA of Phyllopteryx taeniolatus (common seadragon), 3986 nucleotides long. Its product is annotated as receptor activity-modifying protein 1-like. The record is from RefSeq and is a predicted model, not a curated record. NCBI's taxonomy places the organism in Eukaryota, Metazoa, Chordata, Actinopteri, Syngnathiformes, Syngnathidae. Bases 473 to 922 code for a protein of 149 amino acids. Gene Ontology annotation, biological process: intracellular protein transport; regulation of G protein-coupled receptor signaling pathway; receptor internalization. Gene Ontology annotation, molecular function: coreceptor activity. The transcript has 3 exons. Gene Ontology annotation, cellular component: cell surface; membrane; signaling receptor complex.